Oncorhynchus kisutch (coho salmon) is the source of this 11230-nucleotide messenger RNA. Its product is annotated as microtubule cross-linking factor 1. Lineage: Eukaryota; Metazoa; Chordata; Actinopteri; Salmoniformes; Salmonidae. The coding region runs from base 589 to 6642 and encodes 2017 amino acids. The transcript has 20 exons. Gene Ontology annotation, biological process: regulation of autophagy. The record is from RefSeq and is a predicted model, not a curated record.
ACCGCACGGCCGGCGUCAGGCUCGAGACGGCAGUGAUUGCAGAUUUUCCCUGUCAGACAGACGAAGGAAUGAGAAAGGGCGAAGGACUGGGGAGCCACUGACACACGGACAGACAGGGGCCCAGAGAGAGAGAGAGAGAGAGAGAGAGGACGAGAUGGAGGAAUGAAGGAAUCAUAUCAGGGAAUAAGAAAACGGCUGGAUUAAUAAUUCAAACCAUUACACUUUACAACUAGCGACACCGCAGAUGCCAUCUGUUUAGCAUCGGUUUGUGCAAUAAUCCCGUGUAUUGCAGCGAUUCCUUCAUUCAAGGAGAAAAAGCGGAGAGCCACCUGGCUACUAUCAUAGAGCGGAGUACAAUGACAACCUGGUGAAUGUAGGAUAAUCUAUCUAACCAACGGAAUGCAAUACAACCGUUCCGGGUGAGCAUCACCAACCGGGAGUGAUGAGAAGAACCACGGGGAGACAGGACCGUGUUUCUGCUGUCGCCUGUCAAGGGUAUUCUUCCUGUGUGUUGUGGACUGAACAUUUAUUCUUCCAGCACCCUCCUCCUCCUCCCCUCCUCCACCGGUGUCGUCUGGGGGUUGUAACAUGGAGAGCUCCAGUGGCUCUGGGAUCAGCGAAUCCACCAAACCGCCAAACCACCAGUUGGAGAAGAAACGGUUAAACCGAGCAUCGUCUCCGGCCAGGCCGUUCCUGAAGGAUGUUCACUCCUUCCGCUCCUCGCCCAAACCAACGGUUAUCGUACCAAAAUCCCCCAAACUGACCAAGCAUCAGCACUCUUCUCCUGUGCCCGUGUCAUCCAAUCAAAGCCGCAUCACCAGGCGCACCCCAACCGGAGCGAAGGAUAACAAACCGGCCGCGGUGAAAAGUCACAGCACCAAGUCCUCCACAGGCACGAGAAAGACUGUUAAGGUAAUCCAACAUGCAGCCCCGGAGCAUAAAACGACCACCGCCAGCAAACCGACAUCGGACAGCAGUCCACACCUCGCCCUCAAAGCCAAGAAGAGUAAAAUAGCCACUCUGACCGCGUCUCACCACCGCCCACUCAGCCAUGGCUCACCAAUCCGCGUCCCAACCGGUGCUAUCCCUGUCGGCAGGGUCAGUCAGACGGACAGCAACUCCGAUCUCUCCGACUGUCCCUCUGAGCCCCUAUCCGAAGAACAACGCCUGACCACGGCCGCCAGCAGCGACGGGGAGUCGGGGGGCUCUGGGUCCAGCGACAGGGAUCAUGUGGGAGCGGAUUAUCCUCUGCAGGCAGGAGCAUCAGCAACAGACGCGGCAGGGGCUACUGCUUGUAGUGGUGGGGUUUCAUUGCGCACCGUGGAGGGUAGCGCGGAGGGUGCGGUAGUGGCAGCAGCGGGGAAAGGCGGCAUGUCUCAGGCUCCAGGAGCAGGUGCUCACGGUCACGGAGGAGAUGGGAGUAAACAGGAGAAAUCAUUUAUAAAACUGGAAUGCAGCAAGGAGAUAAUCGAGGAGGAUUUGAUACGGGAAAUUGAAGACCUACGUUCUGAAAACGACUACCUCAAGGAUGAAGUGGAGGAGCUGCGUGCAGAGAUGGAGGAGGCCCGGGACAGUUACCUGGAGGAGGAGGUGUAUCAGGUGCAGGAGUUACAGAGGGAGCUGGACCGGUCCAAUAAGAAGUGCCGGAUCCUCCAGUACCGUCUCCGUAAGGCGGAGCAGAAGAGCCUCAGAGUGGCCCAGACUGGACAUGUAGAUGGAGAGCUGCUACGCAACUUGGAACAGGACAUCAAGGUGGCCAAAGAUGUGUCAGUGCGUUUGCACAACGAGCUGGAGAAUGUAGAAGACAAGAGGACCAGGGCUGAAGAUGAGAAUGAGCUGCUGAGACAGAGGAUCAUCGAGGUGGAGAUCUCUAACCAGGCUCUGCACAAUGAACUGGACAGAACCAAGGAGACUGGUACACGACGGAGAGGAAGCAGGGAAACGUUUAGGGACAAGAAGUCUAUGAACCAGGAGGACAGUGCAGAUCUCAGGUGUCAGCUGCAGUUCUCUAAGGAAGAAUCCACCCUCAUGCGUAAGAAGAUGGCCAAGCUGGGGAAGGAGAAGGACAAGCUAGAGCAGGAGAUCCAGCAGUAUAAGUCAGUCUACGGGGACGUGGACAGCCCUCUACCCCUUGCAGAGCUUGCAGGUGGUGGGCCCCACAGCACCAGGGAGGCUGAGCUACGGCUCCGACUCAAACUGGUGGAGGAAGAGGCAAAUAUUCUGGGGAGGAAAAUUGUAGAGCUGGAGGUGGAGAACCGAGGCCUGCGGGCUGAGAACGACGACAUCCGCUACCAGUACGAGAGGGACUGUUUCGGCCGGGAGCCCUUCAGCAGCAUGCCCUCCUCCCCGUACGGCGGAGACGCUCUGGAGUCAGCCGGGGAGCUGCGACGCCACCUACAGUUUGUAGAGGAAGAGGCAGAACUUCUCCGGCGGUCCAUCUCAGAGAUCGAGGACCACAACAAGCAGCUGAUCUCAGAACUGAACCGCUUCAAGUUCGGCCCGAGAGACGAGGAAGGCGAGGUCGGAGUGAUGAUGAUGAUGAAGUCCGGUAAUGGGAGUAACGGAAGCGGUGUGGUGAUGAUGGAGGAGCUGAAGGCAGCCAGGAUGCAGAUAAACGAGCUCAGUGGAAAGGUGAUGAAGCUGCAGUAUGAGAACAGAGUUCUGAUGUCCAACGUUCAGCGCUGUGACCUGGCCCAACACCUGGGCCUCCUCACCGGCUCCCCACGGGACAGCGAUGCAGACAGCGACACCGGCCGCCGAGACUCCGCAGAGGAGGAAGAGACUGGGAGGCUCCUCCUUCUACACCCCAAGAGGGAGGGGCCUGUCGGUGGCGAGAGCGACUCGGAGGACCUCUUUGAGAAGACCACCACAACCUCGGGGUUUGGAAGUCACAAGCCCUCGGACGAGCUCAGCGGGCUCAGCGCCACCGAACUAUCUAAUCGUAGGCGAGAAGACCGCGAGACGUUCACGAAUGUCAAACGAGAAGCAGAGCGCCUUGGGAAGACCGUAGAUCGUCUCAUUAGCGACACGGAAAGUCUGAUCUAUGACGGAAAGAUUUUAAUAACAGGAGGGGACAGUUUGAGUCUGGAGGGCAUUAAUGAAGACACCACCCUCCUACCCAAACCAGACUCACAGGUCCUGGACACUAUCAACACCCGUAUGAAGGCCUUCCGCACAGAGCUCCAUAUCUUCAUGGAGAAGGUGGAUCACCUGGGAGAGGGCCUGAGGGAGAGGGGAAGGGACCGGGAUCGGGGAGACGACCUGUCACCCUUGCCCAACCUCACUGAGUCUAGUAGCUUCCUGUCUGGGGUCACCUCCAUGUCACGAGACUCGCCCAUCGGCACCCUGGGACGGGACCUGGUCACAGAUUUCCAGAUGUUUCAACCCAUCAUGUUGUUCAUCCUCGUUCUAGUCCUCUUCUCGUCUCUCUCGUACGCCGUGGUCUUUAAGUUGGUCUUUCUCUUUGUGCUUUUCUUCAUUUCACGGUCCGGUGUGAGGGAUGAGCUGGAGUGGCGUCUAGGACAGGAGCGAGCCGUGGAGACCCAGAGCCAGGAGGGUCUUCAUCAGGGCCCGGCCCAGAACAGGGGAGCCAUCCUGGGACACACUAGAUACCACAGACCCCUCCUGGCUUCUUUAAGACUGGAGGAUGAGGAGCGGAGGCGGCUGGAUCCGCAGGGUGUGAGGCCCAGGGGGGGUCUGGAUCUUACUGGCCUGCAGGCCCACGAGGCUCCCUGGGUCCAGGAAAGAACCCUACUGCAGCAGGAGGUCCGGUUGUUCAGACACAACACCAUCAUCUUCUAUAUGAAGCUACGCUGGAUCCUUAUGCACUGGAGGCUUGGGAAGAGGACAGAGGCAGGGGAGGAGAACGCACACGCAGAGAUGGAGGGUAUUCCAGAGCUGAUCUUGGAGCACGGAGAGGGAGAGACGGAGAGAGAGGACAGGGACAGGUCGUUUACCCAGCUACCUCAGAUAGACUGCUCCGAGCCUGACUCCACAACCCAACUCCCCUCAACUGAACGCCUGCAAAACCAGACACAGGUGGGGGAGAAUCAUAGGGUGCUCCAUGCGGUGCGCUCCCUGUUAGAGGAGUUCAGGUCAGAGUUGAGGGAGGAGGAGAACAGGAGGUGCCAGCUGCAGCAGAACUAUGCCAAUGACAAGGCUUCCUGGGAGGUCAAAUGGGCAGAGAUGAAGUGUCAGGUUGCUCAGCUGGAAGAGGAGAGACGAGAAGAGAAAGGAGAGGUGAGAGGAGAGGACAGAGGGGAGACGCAGGGAGGAGGAGGAGACCCAGACUGGGCCUUUAAACAGGAGCGAGAGGAGCACCGUUGCCUCCUGGCAGAGAGCCACAGCACCUCCCUGGACCUCCACUGGAAGCUGCAGCAGGGAGAGAAGAGGUGGGGGAGGGAGAGGAGAGGCCUACUGGAACGCUUCGACCAGGAGAGACAAGAGUGGGACAGCAACAUGAGAAACAUGCACCACGAGAUGGAGAGGCUACAGAGAGAGCUUAAGGUACAGAGGGUCAGUGAGGGCUCACCAUCCGACAUCAAAGAAGGGGAGAGAGCAGGAGCACACAGGGGUGUCUUUUCCCCCCAGGAGAGCCCAUGCAAGGCCCCUCGCUCCCCAAGGUCACCACGCUUUCCUCGCUCUGCCAUCCCAGGCCCUGUUUCCCUCCCCACCCGCUCCCACUCCGACUCGGAGGCCCAUGAAGAGCAGGGGGCUGUAGUGAGGUUCAGAGGCCCAACGGAUAACCUUUUCCUGGAUGCUCUGACACUGGACCCCCUGGGUGGCCUGAAGGGCCCACCUCCCUGCAGACUGGACUCUGACAAGAGGUUCCCCUGUUUGAACCAGGCUCUGAAUGAGAUCCCAGACAGAGAGGGCCCCUCGAAGUACCAGGAGGAGGAGGAGAUGGGUUUUGGCAGCCUGCUCAGGGCUAAGUCGGUCUGUUCCAUGAGUGACUUCCAGCGUCUGAUGGACAGCUCUCCCUUCCUGCCUGACAGGGGUCGUCAUGGUGACCGUGGCCGUGACGAUGUGACUCCGCCUCUGUCACCCGACGACCUGAAGUACAUUGAGGAGUUCAACAGUAAGGGUUGGGACUUCCCUGUCCCUGGCCCAUCCCCGACACCAGGCCACCACACCCCUACAGCCAUGGACGCCUGGGCAGAACGGCCCGCUUCAGAACCAUUCCAGCCGGCCUCGUGGUUCCUAACCACCAGCGCCACUUUGACCACCAAUACCCAAUCCAGCCACGAGCCCCCCUGCCCACCACACUGCCAGCGCUCCCCACUCAGGGGAAACGGGGGUAACAUAGGAGGGGGAGCCGGGGUCCACGUCUCCCACAGCCCCACCCGAUCCCCCGGGCCCUCCGAUCAAGACUACCUGUACCCCAAAGGAACUAAGGGGCAAGGGGGUGGGGGUGUUGGUGAAGUAGGGGGUGCCUCCGGGAUUGGAGGGGUAGGAGGUCCAGACGAGGUGUUUGGUGAUGGUAGGUGGCCUCCUUCCUGUCAUAAGGAGUUAUUAGAGGGUGGGGGGGGGGUUGGGGGUCCCAUCCCCACAGUGGGGUACGCCUCGUCUCUGGAGCUGCAGCUGUCACGGAACCUCAGUGAUGACAUGAAGGAGGUGGCCUUCUCCGUUAGGAACUACCGCUCUGGCACCUCGGACCACCUGGAGCAACAGAGACAGCUCCGAGAUAUGGCGUGUCAGACAAAUGGUUUCACCACUCGGGGAACCCAGACCACUCAGACCAUCAGCGUGGGGUUACAGACAGACAUCCUCCGCACCCUCACCAGCUCCCCCCACCGCUGCCUCACCCCUAAAGGAGGCUCCACCCCCAUCUCCUCCCCCUCCAGAAACAUCCGUAAGAUACAGUACUCUCCUGUAGUCCAGUCCAAGUUCGAGCGUCCAUGUUGUUCUCCUAAGUACGGCUCCCCUAAGCUCCAGAGGAAGCUGUCAACAUCAUCGAAGGCUGACCUCCAAGGUGGGGCCUCAAGCUCCACGGCCGGCCCCAGGGCCCCUACCCCUACCACCCCCCAGAAGGGUGCCUCUGAGUCGGCCUGGGCUCGCUCCACCACCACCAGGGACUCUCCGGUCCACACCACCAUCAACGACGGCCUGUCUUGUCUCUUCAACAUCAUAGACCACAGCCCCGUGGCCUACGAACCCCCGCAGUGCAAAUUCACCAAGUCCCCCAGCCGCUCCCGCCCCACCCCCCUUGACCCCUCACCUCCUGGUGAACCCGGUCUACCCCCCUCAGACCUCAAAGAUCCAAGAUACCUUGGAGCUGUCCAGGAGUUUCUGAGGAAUGUCCGCGGGCGUUCUCCCAGCCCGGUGCAGCUGAUAGUAGAGACCCAGGGAGGGCCGGGGGGGACAGGGGGGGAGAGGACACCGGAGGUGCUCAGUAUACGCCAGGACCUGUCUGCCCCGCCUGGAUACACCCUGGCAGAGAACGCAGCCCGUCUGCUGAACAAGAAGCUGUUGGAACAGAGCUUCAGGGAGGAGAAGAGACUGGGGUCUGGAGGGACUGGUGGGUCCUCAGCCCAGGGACAGGGAGGCUACACGAGAGAGGGGCGACAGGCGGAGGGAGACAGGAACCAGUCGGGGUGUUUGGAGAACCACUCUGUCUUGUUAUCUGCUCCCUGGGGACUCUAACCCUGCUUGUCCCUGAGUGAUGACCUCCCUCGUUCCCCGGUGGCUCCACCCCUGGAGUCGUGUUUCCUGCGUCCGGCGAGGCCAGCCAACCGCCGCCCCCCCUCCCGCUGGGCAGUCCGUUCUCCCUCCUCCUCCCCCCGAGGCUGGCACGAUGUCACAGGGCGGAGGUUCACCUUCCCCAUGUUGACUGGGACCAGUAAGAUUGAAGCCACCUGUAUGCUGGAGCUGGACGAGACUGGACCAGGAACAGGAACAAGACUGGAACCAUCGUCUUCUGCAUGAUAGAAUCGUUGCCCAUUACCCUGUCCUCCUUAACUCCCUUAACUUGCUCAACUCUCUUCCUCCUCUUCCCCUCCCUACUGCUCUCCACCCUCACCUCCUCCCUCUCCUCCUCCUCCCUGAGCCUGUCCAGACUGGGUACCUCAGACCCCCCCCCCCCUUCUUUCGUAGGAAGGAGUUGUAAAUCGGGGGCUGAGACCCUGUAGCACCAGCUGACCAACCAGGAAGAAAAAGAACUGGAACUUAGAACUCUGGAAUGAAAAUGACCUGGAAUGUACUGUAACCAUGACAUCAAAAACAUUGUCAUCAGAGGUGCCUGUACUUGAUUUACUCGUAGUUCCAGCUGAUAUAUGUGUAUAUGUAUGUUAGUCUUAUAAUAUAAACUUUUUGAGGUGUUGAAAGAACAUUAAAACCGUUAUUAUAAUACUGGUACCAACAUGGUUUUACAAAAGUUCUGUCUGUUUACCUUUUUUGUUUAUUUUGCAUUACAUAUCAUUUGUUAUAUUCUGUGUUUGUGUAAAUUCUCGGGUAAAACUUUUUUCUUAUUAAGUUGACCAUACUUUAUGUUACUGUUUGUUCCUUUCAAAGCUUGAAGUCAGACUACUCAGUUGUACUGGUAGAAGAAACAAACUAAACAAACACUACUGUUUCAUGAUGUCAUUUACGAUGCUAAAUGUAUGUUUGUUUUUAUUUCUAUAUGUUGAAGUGAAUGUUGAACUCGGUAAACGUGUAGGAGGAGAAAAUAGCAACUGAAUAACUUUUCUGCAUAUGUGAGGAGGCAGUUGUUGAAUGGCCCCCUACACCCACGUUCACAAAACAUGGUUUCAUUAUUAUAUAUUUUCUUUAAAGAGCAAGGUUGGGUUGUUGAUGUUGGGUUAUUUGGUGCUGGGUUAUUGAGCUUUGACCCUGCGGGUCAGAUCCGAAGACUGGGGGCGUAGGUUACUACGGCGUGGCAUUCGGAUAGUUAGUGUUAGCCACCCGUGUGAGUAAAUGUUGUUACUGUUCAUCUGUUCUGUUGUAUAGUUAUCACAUGUAAAAGUUGAACAUGGAUUUCAAUGAGGUUUACAGAAAUGUACAAGUUCCCUAAAAGCCUAUGCAAAUCCAAUUGCUAGAAUAGAUAUCACCUUAUUAUAAUAUGUAAUGACUAAUCUUCAUAUUCUAGAAGAAUGUGUAAAAUACUACAAAAGGAAGCAUUUAAUUUGCAGUGUGUAAACUUAGAGACAUGCUCCGGGCUGGAUGUGUCAAUGUGUAGUCCAUGCAUGCAUAUUCUUGGAGCAGACUUACUGUCUUACCUCAAUUAGCCACAAAAUCCCUAGUUUGAAAGUGACAGUUUUUUGGGGGGAAGCUCUGCUGUGCCAUUUUCCCAAAAUGUUACCCCCCACGUAGGCCAGACCCCUAGCAAUUUGAGUUCUAGCUAUUGAUCUUCAGAGCCUAGCUAGCAAGAUGCACACACAGCAAAGGGUGAGAGAGGGCAGUGUCAUGGUGCACAUAUGUCAGGUAGUUUUCAGGGACCACUUUUGGCUCAAUAAGAUCUAACUGAAAGCCAAGCCCCUAAUAAGCCACGCUUCAGGGACCACUUUUGGCUCAAUAAGAUCUAACUGAAAGCCAAGCCCCUAAUAAGCCACGCUUCAGGGACCACUUUUGGCUCAAUAAGAUCUAACUGAAAGCCAAGCCCCUAAUAAGCCACGCUUCAGGGACCACUUUUGGCUCAAUAAGAUCUAACUGAAAGCCAAGCCCCUAAUAAGCCACGCUUCAGGGACCACUUUUGGCUCAAUAAGAUCUAACUGAAAGCCAAGCCCCUAAUAAGCCACGCUUCAGGGACCACUUUUGGCUCAAUAAGAUCUAACUGAAAGCCAAGCUCCUAAUAAGCCACGCUUCAGGGACCACUUUUGGCUCAAUAAGAUCUAACUGAAAGCCAAGCCCCUAAUAAGCCACGCUUCAGGGACCACUUUUGGCUCAAUAAGAUCUAACUGAAAGCCAAGCCCCUAAUAAGCCACGCUUCAGGGACCACUUUUGGCUCAAUAAGAUCUAACUGAAAGCCAAGCCCCUAAUAAGCCACGCUUCAGGGACCACUUUUGGCUCAAUAAGAUCUAACUGAAAACCAAGCCCCUAAUAAGCCACGCUUCAGGGACCACUUUUCGCUCAAUAAGAUCUAACUGAAAGCCAAGCCCCUAAUAAGCCACGCUUCAGGGACCACUUUUGGCUCAAUAAGAUCUAACUGAAAGCCAAGCCCCUAAUAAGCCACGCUUCAGGGACCACUUUUGGCUCAAUAAGAUCUAACUGAAAUCCAAGCCCCUAAUAAGCCACGCUUCAGGGACCACUUUUGGCUCAAUAAGAUCUAACUGAAAGCCAAGCCCCUAAUAAGCCACGCUUCAGGGACCACUUUUGGCUCAAUAAGAUCUAACUGAAAGCCAAGCCCCUAAUAAGCCACGCUUCCUGAAAAUAACCCGAAGGAUAACAUUCAAAAAGACCCAGCAGCUAGAUCAUCCCAGUAUACCCAACUGAUGAUUAAAUUAACCCAUGUUUUGGAUAAUCCCAAAACACCAAGAUGUUGUGUUUAUUCAUGCAACCCACAUAGCUGCGUCAAAAUACCCCGCUUGUAUUCUGUCCAAUAUUGAACCCAGCACUGGGUUACCAAAGAACCCAAAUUUAGUUCAAACACAGCAUUUUUUUGGGGGGAGUCGGCCAUGGUCUAAAGUAGUGCACUACGUAGAGAAUAGGGGACAAUUUGGAAUGCAAGCAUAUCUGCAUGCCUUUGGAAAACACACUUUAGUGCAUAUGUACAUACAAGCUGCUGCUACUGCUGUCAUUGUGCUAGAUCACCCAGCUUAGAUAUAAAAACUAAACUAAGGCUAGGAUUGAAUUAUUUGCCUUUAUUUAUUUAAUCAGGGAGUCACCGUUGAGACCAGUGUCUCUUUUACGAGGGAGCCCCAGGGAGUAACCGUUGAGACCAGUGUCUCUUUUACGAGGGAGCCCCAGGGAGUAACCGUUGAGACCAGUGUCUCUUUUACGAGGGAGCCCCAGGGACUAACCGUUGAGACCAGUGUCUCUUUUACGAGGGAGCCCCAGGGAGUAACCGUUGAGACCAGUGUCUCUUUUACGAUGGAGCCCCAGGGAGUCACCAUUGAGACCAGUGUCUCUUUUACGAGGGAGCCCCAGGGAGUAACCGUUGAGACCAGUGUCUCUUUUACGAGGGAGCCCCAGGGAGUAACCGUUGAGACCAGUGUCUCUUUUACGAUGGAGCCCCAGGGAGUCACCAUUGAGACCAGUGUCUCUUUUACGAGGGAGCCCCAGGGAGUCACCAUUGAGACCAGUGUCUCUUUUACGAGGGAGCCCCAGGGAGUAACCGUUGAGACCAGUGUCUCUUUUACGAGGGAGCCCCAGGGAGUAACCGUUGAGACCAGUGUCUCUUUUACGAGGGACCCCCAGGGAGUAACCGUUGAGACCAGUGUCUCUUUUACGAGGGACCCCCAGGGAGUAACCGUUGAGACCAGUGUCUCUUUUACGAGGGAGCCCCAGGGAGUAACCGUUGAGACCAGUGUCUCUUUUACGAGGGAGCCCCAGGGAGUCACCAUUGAGACCAGUGUCUCUUUUACGAGGGAGCCCCAGGGAGUAACCGUUGAGACCAGUGUCUCUUUUACGAGGGACCCCCAGGGAGUAACCGUUGAGACCAGUGUCUCUUUUACGAUGGAGCCCCAGGGAGUCACCAUUGAGACCAGUGUCUCUUUUACGAGGGAGCCCCAGGGAGUCACCAUUGAGACCAGUGUCUCUUUUACGAGGGACCCCCAGGGAGUAACCGUUGAGACCAGUGUCUCUUUUACGAGGGACCCCCAGGGAGUCACCAUUGAGACCAGUGUCUCUUUUACGAGGGAGCCCCAGGGAGUAACCGUUGAGACCAGUGUCUCUUUUACGAGGGACCCCCAGGGAGUCACCAUUGAGACCAGUGUCUCUUUUACGAGGGACCCCCAGGGAGUCACCGUUGAGACCAGUAUCUCUUUUACGAGGGACCCCCAGGGAGUCACCAUUGAGACCAGUGUCUCUUUUACGAGGGACCCCCAGGGAGUCACCGUUGAGACCAGUGUCUCUUUUACGAGGGACCCCCAGGGAGUAACCGUUGAGACCAGUGUCUCUUUUACGAGGGACCCCUAUAUAUACACAAUAAAAAAACAUGUAUCAAAAUACAAUUUAAAACACACAUAACAUAAAUAUACACAAUAUACACAAUAUACACAAUAUACACAAUAUACACAAUAUACACAACACUAAAACAAACACACUGAUCAUUAUAGAAAUCCUCUUGUCCGCUGUU